This is a messenger RNA of Solanum pennellii, 2318 nucleotides long. Its product is annotated as transmembrane 9 superfamily member 11-like. Bases 17 to 2137 code for a protein of 706 amino acids. The transcript has a single exon. Gene Ontology annotation, biological process: protein localization to membrane. Lineage: Eukaryota; Viridiplantae; Streptophyta; Magnoliopsida; Solanales; Solanaceae. Gene Ontology annotation, cellular component: membrane. The record is from RefSeq and is a predicted model, not a curated record.
UCCACUUGUGCCAUGCAUGUAUAUUGAAUCUAACACAUUUUAUGCUUUCAUGCGUUGUUUUCAAUCAAAAAAGAAAAAAAAUUCUUCAAGAUCUUCUGUUUUUUGUUGGUUCAAUUACAUGUUUUUCAUGUUUCAGAUCUCUAAGAAUUCAUCGAAAACUUGGCGAUCGAUGGAUAAAUUAAGGAAGAGUCUAUUAUUGUGUACCUUUUUUCUUGAAUUUGCUAGUGGAUUUUAUCUACCUGGUAGUUUCCCACACAAAUACUAUGUAGGUGAUCAAUUAUCUGUCAAAGUAAAUUCCUUGACAUCAAUUGAUACAGAAUUACCUUAUGGAUAUUAUAGUUUACCUUUUUGUAAACCUUUAGAAGGUGUCAAAGACAGUGCUGAAAACUUAGGUGAGCUUCUUAUGGGAGAUAGAAUUGAGAACUCUCCUUAUAGAUUCAAAAUGCACGUAAACGAAAGUGAGUUGUUUUUGUGUCAAACUAAUGCAUUAUCAGUUGAUGAAUCCAAAGUUUUGAAAGAACGGAUCGAUGAGAUGUAUCAAGUUAAUCUGAAUCUUGAUAAUCUUCCUGCUAUUCGGUAUAUGAACAAAGAUGGAUUCUUUCUUAGGUGGACGGGUUAUCCGGUUGGUAUUAAGGUUAAGGAUGUGUAUUAUGUGUUCAACCAUUUGAAAUUCACUGUGUUGGUUCAUAAGUAUGAGAAGACUAAUACUAUGCCUGGUGUGAUCGGGGCUGGAGAUGGCGUUGAGUUAAUUACAACGGAUGAUAAGUCUGUUAUAGACACACCGGCUUACAUGGUUGUUGGAUUUGAAGUUGUGCCCUGUAGUUUUCAGCAUAAUAUAGAUUUGCUUAAGAAUCUAAAACGAUACGAUAAGUAUACUGCACCUAUUAAAUGUGAACCAGCUACUGUAGCCGGGGUGAUCCAAGAAGGCAAGCCAUUGGUAUAUAGUUAUGAGGUCAAUUUUGUGGAGAGUGACAUUAAGUGGCCAUCAAGAUGGGAUGCAUAUUUGAAGAUGGAAGGUGCAAAAGUUCAUUGGUUUUCGAUUCUUAAUUCCAUGAUGGUUAUUACAUUCUUAGCAGGGAUAGUUCUGAUUAUUUUCUUGAGGACAAUUCGAAGAGAUCUAGCUCGAUAUGAGGAGCUUGACAAAGAGGCUCAAGCUCAGAUAAACGAGGAGUUAUCAGGAUGGAAACUAGUUGUUGGUGAUGUCUUCAGGGUUCCGGAGAAUUCAGAACUCCUCAGUAUGAUGGUUGCAGAUGGAUGUCGUAUUUUAGGAAUGGCAGUGGUGACAAUAUUAUUCGCAGCUCUUGGAUUUAUGUCUCCAGCCUCUCGAGGCACGCUUAUUACUGGCAUGCUUUUGUUCUACAUGUUCUUAGGUAUUAUUGCUGGCUAUGUUGCUGUUUGGCUAAUGAAAACACUGAAUGCUGGUAAUACCAAUGGAUGGCUUUUGAUUUCGUGGAGAGUUUCUUGUUUUGGCCCUGGAAUUGCAUUUCUUAUACUAACUGUUCUGAAUUUCCUCUUAUGGGGAAGUCAUAGCACUGGUGCAAUUCCUUUCACUACAUACAUUAUUCUGUUGUUGUUGUGGUUUUGCAUUUCCAUGCCUCUUACACUCAUAGGUGGAUUCAUCGCUACAAAGGCUCCACACCUUGAGUACCCUUGUCGUAGCAAUCAAAUUCCUCGUGAAAUCCCAUCAAACAGAUUUCCUACUUGGGUGUUGGUAAUUGGAGCAGGAACUCUGCCAUUUGGAACUCUGUUUAUUGAACUCUUUUUCAUCAUGUCUAGCAUAUGGCUCGGACGUGUUUACUAUGUUUUUGGGUUUCUGUUGGUAGUAUUGAUACUGCUAGUGGUUGUUUGUGCUGAAGUGUCUUUGGUCCUGACUUAUAUGCAUCUUUGUAUGGAAGAUUGGAGAUGGUGGUGGAAAUCAUUCUUCGCGUCUGGCUCAGUUGCAAUCUACAUAUUCUUCUACUCCGUCAACUAUCUUGUUUUCGAUCUCAAGAGCCUGAGUGGACCUGUUUCGGCUAUGCUAUACUUAGGCUACUCACUUUUAAUGGCGCUUGCUGUUAUGCUAGCAACUGGUGCUAUAGGGUUCUUGACGUCUUUUUUCUUUGUGCAUCGUCUCUUCUCUUCCGUUAAAAUAGAUUGAAGAAAGUGACCUGUUUGAGUUCCAUUUUCCAUGCUAUUGAUGAUAACAUGAAGUUCAGGUGGACACUAAUGUUAACCACUUGCAAAUAUUGCUAGCUUUUAUGGUAGACUACUUUAUUUCAAAUUUGUUGUCAUGUUGUUUCAUACAUUUUAAAGGAAAUAAGAUAGUUACUGAGAAAUUA